Messenger RNA from Opisthorchis viverrini, 2547 nucleotides. RefSeq lists its product as hypothetical. The record is from RefSeq and is a predicted model, not a curated record. The coding region runs from base 160 to 2517 and encodes 785 amino acids. Gene Ontology annotation, cellular component: centriolar satellite. The transcript is spliced from 10 exons. Gene Ontology annotation, biological process: cilium assembly. Lineage: Eukaryota; Metazoa; Platyhelminthes; Trematoda; Opisthorchiida; Opisthorchiidae.
GUUUAACGGAGCAUCGUACAGCGGACAUCGGUUGCUAUUGGUUGCCGUAGUCGAAUAAACUUUUUGCCUCACACACUGAGCCUCCGCUUGCAGAGUUUAUGAUGCACAAGUUCCUUCGGAGGUCCGGUGCUCCUAUGGCAUGAAAACCUUGGUCACGCAAUGAAUGAUGAAUAUGCACCUAAUCCCUGUUCCUCUCGAACUGUUCCUGAACAACCGUUCGAAGGCACCGACAAUUUUCCGAAUAAAAACGACACAUACAGUUAUGAAGAUUCCUCAUCUGAAUCGGUAUCCAGCGGAAAACUGAAGAAUGAAAUCAGAGUUUUGCGCUCUCAGCUAGUGAGCAAAAUCACGUUGCUUGAGAGCGACAAACUACUCUCCCAAACGCUGGAGGCUGAUCUCAAGGAUCAAAUUCAAGUACUUUCGCGACGUCUAGCAUUGUCUACGGCGCGGUGCGAAGCAGCCCUACAGAUUGCCGCUCAGUCAUCUGAAGUCCAAGCAGAACUACAGCGAGCCGCAGAAAGUCAAAAGCGUCUGGCCAAUGAGAAUGCCUCCCUGUCUCAACAACUAAAUGCACUAAAAGACUUACUGGAUUCAUUACCCACGGAUCGACUUGUUUACAUGACAAGGAGUUGUGAGGGAACUUUUGAAAUAGACGUUGAAGCCUACUCGCAUCUGAACGGUAUGGAAGCGGAAAAGCUUGUCUCGGCUGAUCCGGAGAAACUAUCGCUUCCUCUGUAUGCCAAGUGGCAAUUCCAUCGGCUUGUUGGACUAUUUGCUCAGGAGAUACUUAGUCUACGGAGGCAGAUUACCGCGGCAGCUGAAACGAUAUUAUUCGAAGGCGCAACAUCACAGAGGCAUUUGACAUCAGUCAGUGAGCAACCGAGAGACAAGGUCCAAAUUCAGUCAGCUGUAUCACUGGGACCAAACAAGUUUGCCGAACACCGAUUAGUGCGUCUCGCAGAAAACUCAGACGUGGGACAAAGCAAUAAGGCUGUUCAAGAGCAUUUGUUUAGCUACCAUAAUAGCAACCUGUAUGGAGAUAAGACUGAUUGCAGGAAUAACCGCAGACUGGUUACGGACGAUGCGCCUGUAGCCGAUCAGGAUUUCGAACUUGAACUUGCCGAACGUCGGAUACACUUUCUUCAAGCGGAUAAAACACACUUGAUGAAUCAGAUAACUAGUCUAACGGAACAGCUUACAAAAGCCGAGCAGCGGUUGGCUGAGAGCAAAGCAAACGACUUGGCUGUGCGGAAGACUGAAGUGGAAUCCGCUCGAAAUCGAACAUGGAAUGCAGAGUUUUUGGAACAGCAAUUGAUGGAACAGGCUAAAAUGCUGAAGGAUAUGUCCACGAGAGAGUGCAGAAUGCUUUCGGACGUUCAUACCAAAGAAUUACAGUCAAUGCGUGAACAACGGGAUGCGGCUCUCGCAGAACUGGACAAAGUGAAAAUGUCUUUGCGAGAAGCAGAACGAGAGGCAGCACAAUACAAGCAACAAGUCGACUUACUUAACACGCGAAUGGCCAAAAUGUUGCCGACACUAGAGCAGCCGCAUGAACCGAUAGAUUCUACACAUACCUUGGGUACACGUAUGACAUGUGCCUUGAUGGAAUUGGAAACAAUCAGGCUUGCACGUCAAGAUGCCCUGCUACAGGUGGAAAAGUUGUCUGCACAGCUGGAUGCCAGUAAAAAAGCGUACUAUGAAUUGGAGGCAAAAACAACCCAGGAGCGAUUGACACAUCAGGGGAACUUGCUCGCGGUGGAAGAAAAACUACGGUUGUACGAGACUCUUGAGACAAAGUUGGACGAAGCAGUAGAGUUAUGUGUCACGGAUAGGGAAAAUUCUGUCCAUGCCAGUCACGCCGGACACCAGACGUUGUUAACCCAUAUUGAGCAGUACUGUUUAUUGGCCAAAACAACCGCACAAACCAGUAAUUCAAAUGCAGAUAUUUUCAUCCUACCCACUAUGGCCUGCCGACGUCUGGAACACUCACUUAGAUUGGCCAAAAAGAUAACAGAAUUGCAACUUCAAUGUCAGCGGUUGUCUGAGGAGAACAAAGCGAAGAUCAAUGAACUUGAGUUGACUCGGAAGGAAGCUGACCGACUCGGAAACAUGAUUACUUUGGUGGAACAACCGGCUGAUUGUCUUGCAUCUGUGUUGGCAGAGCGGGAACAGGAGUUGACGGCGAUCCGAUCGCAGUUGGUUGAGGAACGGAAGCGAGUACGUUUGAAAACCGAGGAAUGUGAACUUCUGAAUCAGGAACGCAAUGCCAUGGCUAUCGAUUUGGAGCGACUCUUAACUCGCCGCCAAAGUUUGGCUCAGUUACGCAAACAGAUGACACAACUAUCUCAAAGUAUUCGUGAACAGAAGGGGUCUUCAAAUUCCCGCCCACACAGUUCGCCGUGUCAUCCAGAAACCAUCAAAUUCAAACGCAUUGUGGGCCAUCGAACAGCGCCACAUUUGGAUGACCACAUUCAACCAUCUUGUAUUAAACCACCGUAUACAAUUGACCGAUCAUGAUGUACACCAUCCAUAAAUUUUCCCUUUGCC